Molecule: messenger RNA, 1665 nt
Organism: Symbiodinium sp. CCMP2592
Lineage: Eukaryota; Dinophyceae; Suessiales; Symbiodiniaceae
Source: the annotation of a GenBank genome assembly
AUGGCUGAGGCUCCGAUUGGCAGUUGCAAAAUUCCAGGCACAGAAGCGCGUGUCUUGGACAACAAGCUUGUCAGGAUCGUGUUCGUGACCAGCGAAGUGGCACCCUUCUCGAAGACUGGAGGCCUGGGUGAGGCGAUGGACGGUCUGCCCAUUGCUCUCGCGGCCCUGGGCCACCGCUGCAUGGUCAUCUCUCCUCGCUACGACCAGUACAAGGAGGCUUGGGACACGGGCUACUGGGGCUCCGUGCCCAUGGGCGGCAAGAACGAGUCCGUGCACUUCUUCCACACCUACAAGCAGAAGGUCGACUACGUCUUCGUCGAUCACCCCACCUUCCUGGAGCGCGUCAACGGACUCACAGGUGCCAAGCUGUACGGCCCGGAGUGGGGUCAGGACUUCGCAGACAACCAGGCCCGCUUCGCCUACUUCUGCAAGGCUGCCUUGAAGGCCAUUCAGGAGCUGCCCCUGGGCGGUGCCGUGUACGGCGGUGACUGCAUGGUCGUCUGCAACGACUGGCACUCGGCCCUCGUGCCUAUGCUCAUCCACGCCGAGAAGCCCACAGGCAACUGGACGAACACGAAGUCCGCGUUCCUCUGCCACAACGCGGUCUUCCAGGGCCGCUUCGUGCGCGAGGAAGGCCUUGCCAGCGUCUUCGGCGUGCCAGAGCGCUACAUCGACAGCAUCACCUUCAAGAUGCCUCUGCGCAUCGGAAAGUACAACGAGAAGAAAUCCUGCAUCAACACGAUGGCUGCCGGCCUGCGCUACGCCGACCGGGCCCUGACCGUCUCUCCCAGCUACGCCGUGGAGUGCUGCACGGACCCAGAGAAGGGCGUUGAGUUGGAGGACCUCUUCACCCUGGGCAAGUGCACAGGAAUCCUGAACGGAGUGAAGGAGGGCGUGUCCCCAAGCGACAAGAACUUCGUCACGAAGACCAUGAUGACCUGCGGAGCCUUCACGGCCGCCACUGCCCCCGAGGCUAAGGCGGAGCUGAAGGCCACCUACCGCGCGCAGAACAACCUCCCGGAUUCCACGGGCCCCCUGAUGUGCUUCAUCGGAAGGCUGGAUGCCCAGAAGGGCUACGACCUCCUCUUGGAGGCCCUGGUGGAGAUCCUCGAGGACACCGAGAUGCAGGUGGUCAUCGUGGGCUCCGGACGUGCGGACCUCGUGGCUCAGACGAAGGCCGUCGAGAAGAAGUAUCCCAGCAAGUUCUUCUAUGCAGGCUGGAUGGGCCCCGAGCGUUACGCUCUGCUCGCCGGCUGCGACUACACGCUGCUUCCGUCCAGGUGGGAGCCCUGCGGCCUGGUCCAGAUGGAGGCCAUGCGCAUGGGCACUUUGCCCAUCGUUGCCCCGACCGGCGGCCUCAAGGACACCGUGGAGGAUGGCCUGAACGGACUCUGGACCGACAAGGAGAUGUCCGUGGAGGCCGUCAUCGACGAGGAGUCCGUCCAGUCCAUCGCGAACGCCCUGAAGCGCGCCUCCAAGCUCUUCAUUCAGGAGCCCGAGAAGGUGAAGGCCAUGACCCGGGCGGCGAUGGCGGCCUCCGCGGAGUUCACCUGGAGCAACGCCGCCCUGCAGUACGAGGCCGUCUUCGAGGAGCUUGGCGUCAAGGACACGCUGAAGGGUGGCGUCGCGUCUGUCACACUGGAGACGGACAAGCAGGUGUGCUAA